Triplophysa dalaica is the source of this 7122-nucleotide messenger RNA. RefSeq names its product cugbp, Elav-like family member 2 (gene celf2). Gene Ontology annotation, biological process: regulation of alternative mRNA splicing, via spliceosome; mRNA splice site recognition. The transcript has 14 exons. Bases 272 to 1963 code for a protein of 563 amino acids. The record is from RefSeq and is a predicted model, not a curated record. Lineage: Eukaryota; Metazoa; Chordata; Actinopteri; Cypriniformes; Nemacheilidae. Gene Ontology annotation, molecular function: mRNA 3'-UTR binding. Gene Ontology annotation, cellular component: nucleus; cytoplasm; ribonucleoprotein complex.
UCUUUCUCUCUCUUUGGUGCUUGAUGCUCCGAAGCGCUUGGUUGUAUCGGAAGAAAGGAUUUUGAGAGAUUGUUUGGGACGAAACUUGAAUGACUGAAGGGAAAAGAAUGUGGCAAGUGCAGUGAGCGUAUGUGUGUGUGUCCAGUGCCGCUCGAGCUGCUGCACCUGUCCCUCUCAGUCUCCCGCGCCCAAACUCGGCAGGCAGGCAGGCAGAGUCGCGCGGAAGGCGGGCGUUAUCAAGUCAGCGGCGCACAACACGAUCUGCCCGAACAUGACUUCGUCUUACAAUCUGGAUUUUCUCCCCGAGAUGAUGGUGGAUGGAAGAUUGCUGGGCACCGGAGAGAGGAUUAACGGUACAGCUGUGAAGAUGAAUGGCGCCCUGGAACACUCGGACCAGCCCGAUCCGGACGCCAUUAAGAUGUUCGUGGGACAGAUCCCACGCUCCUGGUCCGAGAAAGAGUUGAAGGAGUUGUUCGAGCCGUACGGAGCCGUUUACCAGAUCAACAUACUGCGAGAUCGCAGCCAGAACCCACCGCAGAGCAAAGGGUGCUGUUUUGUCACAUUCUACACACGGAAAGCUGCCCUGGAGGCCCAGAAUGCACUGCACAACAUAAAGACCUUAACCGGGAUGCACCAUCCCAUACAGAUGAAGCCCGCAGACAGUGAGAAAUCAAAUGCGGUGGAGGACAGAAAGCUGUUCAUUGGCAUGGUGUCCAAGAAGUGCAACGAGAACGACAUCCGGGUCAUGUUCUCUGCCUUCGGACAGAUCGAGGAGUGCCGUAUCCUGAGGGGACCAGACGGACUCAGCCGAGGAUGUGCGUUUGUCACGUUUUCAACCAGGGCUAUGGCACAGAAUGCAAUCAAAGCCAUGCAUCAGUCUCAAACCAUGGAGGGCUGCUCCUCCCCAAUGGUGGUGAAGUUUGCAGACACACAGAAGGAUAAGGAACAACGGCGGCUCCAGCAGCAGUUGGCACAGCAGAUGCAGCAGUUGAACAGCGCGUCUGCAUGGGGCAGUCUCACUGGGCUGACCGGCCUCACCCCACAGUAUCUGGCAGUAAGAGGACACACCCACGCAGCCACGCCCACCAGCAGCACAGCCAGCGCGGCCGCCGCACUGCUCCAACAAGCAACCACCUCCAGUAACCUAGGAGCGUUCAGUGGUAUUCAACAAAUGGCAGGUAUGAAUGCUCUGCAGUUGCAGAAUCUUGCUACUCUAGCAGCAGCAGCGGCUGCAGCACAGAGCUCGGCCAGCCCGUCCACCGCUAGCGCCCUGACCUCCAGCACAGGGUCCCUGGGAGCCCUGGCCAGCCCAGCAGGUUCCACGGCUAACUCUAGCAUGGGUGCGAUGGGUUCCAUGGGUUCCAUGGGUUCCCUGGGCUCUCUGGGCACACUGCAGGGUCUGGCCGGGGCCACCGUGGGCCUCAAUAACAUAAAUGCACUAGCAGGUAGCGUCAACAUUGCUCACAUGCUCUCAGGUAUGGCGGCUCUGAACGGCGGGCUGGGCAGCACGGGCCUGAGUAACGGGUCGGCCGGGCCCAUGGACGCUCUCACGCAGGCCUACUCAGGGAUCCAACAGUACGCGGCUGCCGCCCUGCCCACCCUCUACAGCCAGUCCUUACUGCAGCAACAGAGCGCUGCGGGAAGCCAGAAAGAGGGUAGGACAGCAAACACAGACCUACACAGACUCACAGGACCUGAAGGGGCCAAUCUGUUCAUCUACCACCUGCCACAGGAGUUCGGGGACCAGGACAUCCUACAGAUGUUCAUGCCUUUUGGAAAUGUGGUGUCUGCCAAAGUCUUUAUCGACAAACAGACCAAUCUGAGCAAGUGCUUUGGUUUCGUCAGUUAUGACAAUCCAGUAUCAGCACAAGCUGCCAUUCAGGCAAUGAACGGGUUUCAGAUCGGCAUGAAGCGCCUCAAAGUCCAGCUCAAGCGCUCAAAGAACGACAGCAAACCGUACUGAUCUUAGCACUAGGGCCUCUCUCAUGUUACACUGCUAGGAACUCAUCUCCAUGACUCUAUGCUCAUCGUUUGCCUAGCAUGUCUACGUGGCGUACAAAAAAGUCUCAUCGUCCCGUCAUUGUUUCUGAUGUCUUUCUGAGUUCUCCUGAUCAUAACCUGGUCUCCUUCUACUGAUCUCUGAACUUUGAUCUUAGCCUGAUCUUUUUGGAAUUUUUUCGCAUGUGACCUCAUUUUGAGCUUUUGUUUUUUGUUUUUUUGAUUAACUGGUGAGGGAGGGAACGAGGGAGGGAAGAAAGAGAAGAAAGUAUAAUAAUAAUGUGAAAACGCUGCAUUCACUCUUUAGAGACAGAAUAUAUUUACUAACAUAACCAGAGCAUCAUUUUAAGAAAACGAAAAAAAACGUUAAAAAAUCCUGUGGCGAAACAAUUACGAAUAUUUGCUUUUGUUUUGUUUUUCAUUUGUCAGAUUAUGAUUUCUCUCUUUAUGUUGUUUUCUUUUCCAUUCAUUUAAAGUAAACUUGAACGCUUAAUACAGGGAUUGGCGUCGGGACUUACUGUCGGCAACACUCUUCAUUUGAGGCCUGCCGUAAGAAACCUACGCCGGUUUCUUAACAAAAUAGACUACUUCCACACAGUUUUAAUAAAAAAAGACUGUCUGAUCGAUAUUAGAAUCUCUCUGGUUUUUACAUUUUUCAGGCAGUGUAAAGUUUUUUAAGGCCAUUUUAAGUGGCUUGAUUUCUCAUUAAAGUCUAUAUAAAACCACUUUUUUCUAGAGUAGUAAAGGUAUUAAAAAAAGAAAAAGAAUAAAAAAACAAGGUUGCCCUGUUUGGGGGGAAAUGCUACCUACGUGUCACACCUUUUGCUGAACUGACUUACAGUUAGACAAUCCGUGGUUUAAAUGCACAUGAAAUGACCUAUAUUUUAUACUGUUUAAAUGUAUAGAGGAAAAAACAGAGUUUGUGUAACCCGCGGUCCCGUCGGUGCUUUUCGUGGAUAAAGUCGUGGUUUCAUCAAGUCUAACAGUCUUAUUUGUCUCAUGUUUUUAAAGAGAAGACUAAAAAUCAAUUUACUUGAACAAUAGACAAAGCCUUUCAUAUUACUAUUACUACUACGGUUUUUGUUCGUUUUGUUUCUUCCUGUUUUUCUUUCUUUGUUUUGGUUUCGAUAGGAGUCCCUCUUUGCUAAAUUUCUUGUUGGGUAAUUAGCUAUAUAAAAAUUCUUAAAGUUACAGUGUCGGCUUGUGAAGCAUCUGUGUCAUUAUAUUAUUUCAUUUCUAUUGUGGGAAACAAUAUUUAGAUGUGUUAUGUUGUUCAGCAAAAUGUGAUUUUUUUUUUCUUAUAAAGAGUGGAAUUUAGUGCCAAAUUCUGACGGUACAUCCUGCCUACAGCUUCAGUGUUUUACUUGUGAAAUUAUUUGAUAACAUGGGUAUUUUAUUACGUAAGUGUUUUGUAUGGAACCCUCAUAUUUAAAGAUAUAGAUUUAAAAAAGGUUGUUAACUUGCUCUUCUGUGGUCUUGUUGCCUGAAACUGUUCAUGUUUUUUGCUUUUCUUUCUUAUUUUCUUUGUAAAGAUGUAAAAAGUGCCCAUGUGUCAUAAUCUCUCUCACAAGCACACAGACACACACAUACACACACGCGUUCACAAGUGAGCACAUAUGCACACACAUGCACGCAUACACACACCUGUGCUAAAGGUUGACCUCACAACCCUCUUUUCUUCGACGGUGUGUGUAUGUGAGCCCCUGAGAUUGAGUCUCAGCAGUUCUCCUCACACACACACACAUACAUUAAGGGUCCACUUACACCACCGAAGGCCGACUUAUUUACUUCAGAGCCAAAUGUGACAGGAAAACGUCGUCUGAUGCGUUAUCUUUGCGAGUGAACGAUUUAUGCGUGUCGAGACACAGCAUUGAAUUUUUUAUGUGUAUCGGUAGUUUCACUUUUGACCAUCACACACAACAGCUGUUCUAUGUUAGUUUCUGUUAAAUGCGAAAUCUCAGUGUAGUCUUGCUUCCCGCUGCCUUUGUCAGGACUAUUUAACGUUAGUAGGACAAGCAAAAGCGUCCUGAUGCCAAAGUUGUUCACACUCAUUAUUUGAUAGCGCCUGUAGCACUGCUGAAAACGUUUACACAUCUUCUUCAUGCCCGUAUAAGUAUUGUUUACAAACGUAGUUUACAGGCAGCCCCCUUAAAAGUCGUUUACUUCACUUUAUAGCACUAUUUUCUACCCUAGCUCUGCCGUUGCCUUAACGUGUCGAUCAGUAUUAGUGGGCUGGAAUAUUUUGCUGCACAAUGAAAACGUGUGCCGAGGGUUGGUGUGUCUGUGUAAAUGUGCACAUGUGAUCGAUUGUUUGUACUCUAUCUGUCCACGUUAUUUUAGAAACUUAAGCAUAGAUCUGCCAACUUUUUAGCCGGUUUAAAAGCAAAGGACCUUCUUUCAUGAAGCACACACUGAGAGCUGGUAAAAAAAUGGAGAAACACGACUGUUGGGUAUUAAGGAACCUAUGUUGGGUUUUUUCAGCUCUAAAUUCUGGGUUGUUUUAACCACUGGGUGGGUCAAAAAUGGACAUUUUGACCCAGUAUUUACUAAGGCGGCAAAAAAGCCAUUAUUGUGUGAAAUCCUACAUUUGUUCUUCAAACCAAUACUGAAAUUGCUCCAAAAUUCUUUUCUCCAAAAGUAUUUAAACUCACCAUUGGGUCAAAAUGGACAAACCCAACUGUUUGGUUCAAUCAACUCUGCAAAUGAUUUAUUUUGGACCAUAUAUUGGGUUAAAACAACCCAGUACAUUGGGUUGAAACAACAUUUUUUAUAUAAGUAAAAUACAGUAAAAUACCAUAAAUUGUGAUGUAAAAUUACAUGUUUUUAUUGUAAAUUCUCAGUCUUUUCUGCCGUAUUGCAAAACUAAAUAAAACAUCUGUAAUAAAACAGUAAAAUUACGUUAUUUUUAUAUUAAAUACAGUGUUGGGUAAACCUAGUUACUAAGUAAUUAGUUACUGUAAUUUAAUUACUUUUACCUUGAAAAAGUAAAGUGAAGGAUUAUUUUUUAGUUAGUUAAUUCUGAUGUAAUUGAACUAAAUACUGUGCAAUAUAUUCAAUAUCGGAAAUUACAUACAAAUUCUAAGCCUAACUUUUAAACGUCUGCUUUAACGUAUCCUCACAUUUGUAUACUUUGUUCAGUUAAUAAGGAUCAUUUAUGUAGUUAUGUAUAAUUUAUUUGAAUGAAUUAAAUAAGCCGUUUCAUGUCUAUCCUUGAAUCAGUUCUAAUCAAGGUUGAUGUAGGAUGUAAUUAGUAAUAAGUAAUGAAAUACUUUUUGGAGAGAGUAAUUUGUACAGUAAUCUAUUAAACCAUUGAAUAUGUAUUUAGUAACUAGUAAUAAAUCACUUUUUCAAAGUAACUUACCCAACACUGGUUAUUUGUUAAUAUCUGUAAAAACAUAAAACAUUUGCAGAAUAACAUGUUUAACACGGUAGGUUAAUUUAUAAUGUAGUAAAUUGCAUUAAAGCAUUCAUUUCUAGACAAAAUUAGCAUUUUGUGAACCAUUUUGACCCCCAAAAAUUGCUCUGCUCGUGUCUCAUGAAUAAGGCCCAACAGAUUUGUUUUCCCUUAAAUCGGUUUCGUAUCGGGAAGUGACAGUCAGUCAGUCAUUGCCAAAUUUUAUAACCGCUAGCACAAACACAAAAGCACACUCGUUAACACGCAGUAUUUAACCUGAUGACUUGUUUGCUUACCCAGUACUCGGUACAGACUGGUUACCCGUCUCAUAAAUUUGAACUCAUAAAACCCUCCAAAGUUCCGUGUGGCAUGCGGAGAUUAUAAUCAUGCAGAGGUUUCAUUAAAUGCCACUUUGUUCGAUUUCAUUUGAUUUGCUUGAUGUAAUAUCGCUGUAAUGGACUGCGGUCUAGCUUAAGUAUCUUUACCUCAGCUCAGUAUCGGGGCUUCACAAACACUGGCGGUUAGUUUCCACCAUAGUUUUCACGUUCGUCCGGCGCACUUCAUCACAAUCAACUCCGCCGACUUCAGACAAACAGGGUACGUUUUCACGGCCAGCACAAUUUUGACCAUACACACGCAUAGAAACACAUUCGUCUGAUGUUAAGUAAAGCACAAGCUCACAGCAGUCUUUGCAGGAGUCCUCGCUGAGACUCGGGACUCAGGGGUUUAACGCACCACACACAUCUGAAACCUGUUUGUUGUUUCUUUGGUUCAUUUCUUUCUCUUAAGUGCUGUUUAACAAUUGUAUUUUGAAGAAAAAUAAUGAUGUGUAGUUUCUUUGCAUUUUGGCUUAUGUCAAGUUUUUUGAAAACAAUGUAUGUGUUUAUCUAACGUGCCGUAACAAAAGCUUGUCGUCUGUAGAUUAAUAUCAUUUCGUUUGAUUCUGAAAAGAUUUAAAUAGUUUUAAGUAUUGUCUUGAGAAAAGCCAAAGUCAAUGCAUUUCAGUGGAUUAUGUAAGCGUGAUACAUGUUUGUUUGACAACACUUUGGAAAUCUGUCAUUGGAUGGGAAUUGAAAAAGUACAAAAAAAGCAGGCUUUCCUAUUUCUAUCACUGAUUGUACUUAUGCCUUUUGUACCAGUGGAACUUUUUAUACUGGCAAUUAAAGGAAAAAAAAAACUAUCCGACAGGCUGCGCGGCCCCAGCCCGGGGCCGACGGCGACUGCUUCCCGAGUUUGAUUUCUAGUUGGCGUCCAGAACGGGAGGUUUUGAUAUAACGAUUUUUUAGGAGAACACUUUGGCUUGGUAUCCUUAGCCUCCUCUUCUUUAAUCUUCACGUUGCUUUCCUUUCUCCUUUCGUUUGUUUCUUUUCUGGGAAAGAGGGUCGAGGAGUUUUCCAUUUGGCUUAUAAAUACGUAAUGCGGUUUGUCUUUACAAAGAGUCUUUGCAUCAGCGGUAAGUUUCAUUUAGUUGAGUAUUGUGCUGUCACCAUGAUAAGACGAUUAGACGAUUUAGAAGUAUUUAGUCACCUUCAGUGGAUAAAUGUAUUAGUUUGACAACGAGAUAAAAGUAAUUUGAGGACUUUGCUUUUAGCUGUUUAGAUUUUUCUGGUUUCUCUGUCUUUGCUGUUAACCUAACUGUGUAGCUGGAACAGUCAGACUUAUUUUUGUAAAUGUAUGUUGUGUGAUGCAGUUUUUUGCCUCUGUCUCCGAUAUUAAACCAUUUUUCCUAA